This is a messenger RNA of Paramecium tetraurelia, 756 nucleotides long. RefSeq lists its product as uncharacterized. The transcript has 2 exons. Gene Ontology annotation, biological process: protein secretion; vesicle-mediated transport. Gene Ontology annotation, cellular component: Golgi membrane. Lineage: Eukaryota; Ciliophora; Oligohymenophorea; Peniculida; Parameciidae. The record is from RefSeq and is a predicted model, not a curated record.
AUGAUCAAUUAAAUUAGAGAUGAAUAGCCUCCUUUAAAUUUGAUUAGACCACCUCAACUUGGAGCAUUCCAAGGUCCUCGUAUAGCUGAAUCUAUAAUCAAUCAAUAACCUAAUGGGAUUGGAGGUGGUAUUGAUAAUACUAGACAAUAUUGGAAUGAGAAGGAGUAGAAUUGGCUGAGAUUGAGUGUGAAUUUGAAUCCUUUGGCAUUUGCAAAUUAUGAACUUUUCAAAAGUGCAAAUAUGGAUAUUUCUGAAUCUCCAAAUCCAGUCUAAUGUGUGUUGUGCUUCAUCAUAAAAUUCAUCAUUCUCAUUCUCUAUUUCUUAACUCCUUACUACCAAACAAUGAAGCUAUACGAAACCAUAGUUAUAUUGGGAGCAGUAGAUUUUUGGAUAAUCAAAAACAUUAGAAAAUUAGUUGGACUACGUUGGUGGGUUGAAAUAAACGAUUUCGGAAAUGAGAGUUGGGUUUUUGAAACUUCAACUUAAGAGAAAGGAGAAGUACAAAGGAUUCAUAGUAGAAUAUUUUGGUUUGUGUAGUUAUUUAUGUUUUUGAUGUUCGUUGGGAUGUUUAUAAUCAAUGCAUCAUAAUUACAAAUAAGUGUUUCAAUAUGUAUGUUUUUCCCAGCUGCAUUCACGGGAUAUAACUUAUAUGCUUUUAAUUUGUGUAAUAAAAUAAAGAGAUCCAAAUUGGGGGAGUCAUUUUUGUAAAUGAGUGCUGGAAGAAAGUCAGUCAAAAUGCCCUUAAAAUUAGAAUGA